CUUGUUUUUAGCAAAACAAAACACAAGAUAUAAAUUGUAUUGAAAUUAUUAUUAAUUAAUAAUAAUACAGCAUGGGAUGUGAUGGUGGUACUAUUCCUAGGCGUGAUGAGCUGGUGCGCGUUAAGCAAAAGCCAGAACAGAAAGACAAAGAUGCCGAGCGUGAAUUUCGUUGGCUGCAUUGCGCGCUGACUCAACAGCGUCUACAGGAGCCCAUUGUCAUGUGCACCAUGGGGCGAUUGUACUCCAAACAAAGUGUUAUUGAGCGCCUGCUGGAGAAAGAGAAGAUGCCAGAGGGUUCGGAGCAUGUGCGCAGCAUGAAAGACAUUAAGCAGCUGCAGCUGACACCAAACCCAGCCUUCACCAAUGAGGACAAGACCGAAGGACUGUUGGACACACGUCAUGCACCCUAUAUCUGCAAACUCAUUGGCCUGGAAAUGUCAGGCAAAUUUCGUUUUGUGGCACUCUGGAGCUGCGGCUGCGUCAUGUCGGAGCGUGCACUGAAACAGAUUAAAGGAAAAGCGGCUAGUACUUGCCCAUUAUGCCAGUUACCCUACAAUGUAGAAGAUGUUAUAGUGCUCAAUGGUAACGAAGAGGACUUAGAACUAAUGAAGGUAAAAUGCGAAAUGCGUGCAGCCAAACGCAAGUCAAAUAAAAAGGACAAGAAGCAAAGCAAGCAGACAGAAACUGUAGUGAAGGCAGAGUCUGCAGAGUCAAUUGAAGCCAGUGGCAGCCAACCAGAGAAACCUUCAACUUCUAACGGCAGCCAACCAGAGAAGCCUUCAACUUCUAGCGGCACCAAAGCAGAGAAGCCUUCAACUUCUAGCAGCAUUAAUAAUGCACCCAAAAUUAAGGCUGUAGCGAAUCCCAAGCGCUUGGGUGCUACAAAUGCUAUGCAGGAUCCGGAAUUAAAGCGUUUGAAAACUGAAUUUAGUGUGGCCAAAGAUCCCAAGGCUAGCGAUGUAUACAAAUCGCUAUUCACCACCCACAAAACGGACAAGGAACAGGAGCGCGCACACUGGGUCACCUAUAAUCCAUUUUACAAUUAGAAUACAUUUGUUUAUUAAGUCCUUAUAUAGCUAAUACAAUUUAACAAGUAUAGUUUGCGCUACAUUUCAAAUCAGAGAAUUUUUACU
This is a messenger RNA of Drosophila busckii, 1133 nucleotides long. RefSeq names its product replication termination factor 2. The transcript is spliced from 2 exons. NCBI's taxonomy places the organism in Eukaryota, Metazoa, Arthropoda, Insecta, Diptera, Drosophilidae. The record is from RefSeq and is a predicted model, not a curated record. Gene Ontology annotation, biological process: site-specific DNA replication termination at RTS1 barrier; mitotic DNA replication termination. The coding region runs from base 72 to 1046 and encodes 324 amino acids. Gene Ontology annotation, cellular component: nucleus.